Molecule: messenger RNA, 424 nt
Organism: Schistocerca piceifrons (Central American locust)
Lineage: Eukaryota; Metazoa; Arthropoda; Insecta; Orthoptera; Acrididae
Product: son of sevenless homolog 2-like
Exons: 2
Coding region: 62-424 (120 amino acids)
Source: RefSeq, a predicted model, not a curated record
CCGCUACUGUUCGGUCGAGUAGCACUUAGUUGGCAUCACGAGGCUGAGUGCACCCCGAAAAAUGGCAACAGCACAUGGCGGCCCGGAUGGUCACCCACCCAAUCGCCCGCCCCGUCCGACAGACCUUACCUUCGGUGAUCUGACGGCACUGGUGUAUCCACUAUGGCAAGGCCAUUGCAAGACGGCAGCGGCGGCUACUCACCAGGAGUGUCCUCAUGUCGGAGGCAGUGGCUGCGGCCUGGAGGAAGAGCGUGUAGCGGUGUCGCCUCUGCCCCGAGGCGGCCGCCUCUAUAUAUAUAGGGCGGCGCGCCGCCGCCCACGCCGCUCACCGCCGUGCUGGGCCGUGCGGGGCCGCCGCCCCUCGCCCCCGGGGGCCACGGAUGCCCCCUGCCACCCCCCCCCCCCCCCCCCCCGGUGGCAUUAG